This is a messenger RNA of Penaeus indicus, 3279 nucleotides long. RefSeq names its product receptor-type guanylate cyclase Gyc76C-like. The transcript is spliced from 14 exons. Gene Ontology annotation, biological process: intracellular signal transduction; cGMP biosynthetic process; protein phosphorylation. The annotation marks the transcript as partial. Gene Ontology annotation, molecular function: peptide receptor activity; guanylate cyclase activity; protein kinase activity. Gene Ontology annotation, cellular component: plasma membrane. Lineage: Eukaryota; Metazoa; Arthropoda; Malacostraca; Decapoda; Penaeidae. The record is from RefSeq and is a predicted model, not a curated record.
AAGUUGUUUUUGGUUUCCUUUGGGCAGCAUGUUCCAUACUUGCCCUCGGCCUACCUGUAUGAUUCAGUGCAGCUUUAUGCUCAAGCUGUAAGGGAGCUGUAUGAGAAGAGGCAGAACCUGAGUAUCACUGUGGCAGACAUUGCCAGCAACGGCUCCAUGAUCAAGAACCACCUAAGGAACAUGUCAUAUGAGAGUAUUCUGGGUUUCAAGAUGACGAUGAACAUGAAUGCAGCAAGUGAAGGCAAAUACAGUGUGUAUUACUUUUCACAGUGUCCUGAAUAUAUCAAUGACACCUACAACUGUUCCAAGUGUUUGCACAAAAUAAGUGAUUAUUAUGGAGGGAAUUACUCUCUCAUGAUAACCGCCCCCAAAAUGGAUAUAGUAGACAAACCUCUCUGUGGCUACAAUGGCACUUUGUGUGACAUAGAAAGCACUAAGUACAAGACAGUAGCACUUUGGCUAAUGAGCGCCCUUCUCAUCUUGUUUACAUUCGUGUCAACUAUUUCAUACCGAAACUGGAAGUAUGAGCAGGAGAUUGUGGGUCUGCAGUGGCGCAUCAACGCAGCUGAACUGACAUUGGGUAACCACGCCUCUGUUGGAAGUAGGGUACGUGAGGUGGGCUUAUACUCGACCUCUUCCUCCCUAACUAGCAGGCAAAGUUUAGUGAGUGCUGCCUCGUACGAUUUCCAUGACAAGUGGUACCACAACUGGGCAAACUACAAGGGCACUGUGGUAUGUCUGAAGGCCAUCACCAUGAACCAAAGGAGACUGGAGCUUACACGUGCUACCAUGAUUGAAAUGAGAAAUAUGCGUGAAAUGAAGCAGUACAACGUGUGUGAAUUCAUUGGAGCCUUUGUGCAGCCAAACGGGGUAACGCUUGUGACAGAAUACUGCACGAGAGGCUCCCUACUCGAUAUUCUUGCCAUGGAAGACAUACAGCUCAAUAGCCUCUUCAUAUCAUCCCUCGUCCAUGAUUUGUUAAGGGGCAUGAUUUUUCUUCAUUCCAAUUUUGGCCCCCAUGGCAACCUGAAGUCCUCCAACUGUGUUGUCAACGGGAGGUGGGUGCUCCAAGUUACAGACUAUGGCUUGCAUGACCUGCGGAAGGAGGCACUGCACAAUCUGGAGAAAGAUGACAAAGGACAGUUUGAUAGACACAUGCUUUGGAGAGCUCCAGAACUGCUCCGAGCUGGAAUAGAAACUUCAGGAACCAAAGAAGGAGAUGUCUACUCAUUUGCCAUUAUCCUCCAUGAAAUGAUUGGGCGACAGGGUCCAUAUGACACUUAUGAUAUAAACACAGAUGACCCUUCAGUGAUCAUCCAGAAGUUAAAGGAUGGAUCAACCCUAACGGGUAAUGUAUAUCGUCCAUCCCUUCUAAACCUGCUGGACAUGCCCUUUGGGUCUGACCAGGACGUAAGGAGCACUAUGCAGGCGGCCUGGAAGGAGAACCCAGCCGAGAGGCCAAACUUCCGCACAAUCAAAAUCAAAUUGAAAGACAUGAAGGACAAAAGUCGCAAGGGUAACAUAAUGGAUCACAUGUUGCACAUGUUAGAGCAAUAUAGCAAGAACCUUGAGGAAUUAGUAACAAAUCGAACACAAGCACUGAGGGAAGAGCAGAGCAAGACAAAAGACCUGUUGCAUCGCAUGUUACCAUCAUCCGUUGCAGCAAGCUUAACUCAAGGGAUAGAUGUAGAACCUCAAGGCUUUGAUGCCGUUACAAUAUAUUUCAGUGACAUUGUAGGGUUCACUUCUUUGUCUGCUGAGAGUACCCCAUACCAGGUGGUGAGUUUCUUGAAUGACUUGUAUACACUUUUCGACAACAUCAUCAAAGGCUACGAUGUAUACAAAGUAGAAACUAUUGGUGAUGCGUAUAUGGUCGUCUCAGGCCUUCCAAAGCCAAACAUGGGGAGACAUGCUGGGGAAGUAGCAUCUAUGGCCCUUGAGCUGUUGAAUGAGGUAAAAACCAAGUUCGUUAUUCGGCACCGGCCUGAAACCACCCUCAAGCUGCGGAUAGGCCUGCACACGGGCCCUGUGAUAGCGGGUGUGGUUGGGGUCACCAUGCCCAGAUACUGUCUCUUUGGUGACACUGUGAACACUGCUUCCCGAAUGGAAAGCAAUGGAGAGCCCCUGCGGAUACACAUCUCAGAACAGUGCUAUAAGGCCCUGGAAGCGCUUGGUGGAUACGAGAUGGAGGAACGCGGACUAGUCACAAUGAAGGGGAAGGGAGAAGUCCUCACCUAUUGGCUUCUGAGAGCUAAUUACAAAGCCAUCCAGCGCAAUGCAAACAAUGCGGAACAUUUACCGCCACUUCUCUUCCAGCCUGGUGAAUAUGAUCAGGCUGAGCUGAGACGACGCAGUCCUAGGCUUUCAACUUUAGGGGGUCGAGCCCCUAGUGUGGCCAGAAGUAUGGAAGAUCCUGGAGAGGUAAAUGGCAGCAUUCCUCUCUUCAACCGUGAUGGUGCUUCCUUAUCCAGGGACUCGCCACGUUCAGAUAUUUCCUGUGGCCGCAGGUGCUUCAGUAACACCUUAUACCACACGUCCAGUGUUGACUGCACCACGCAAGGGAGCCAUCUGUGCCCUCCCAAGUAUGAAGACACUCCAGAAAAAGUCCCCCAAAGCAUCAGCUUGGACCAACUCCACCACUCGGAGGUGCGGCUCGAGGUUCCUGCGCUCCAGAACAUGAACUCGGGGGGACAUCCUUCUCUGGACUCGACUCUCCCACUGGAGGACAGACGUGAGGUCAACUUCUGUCCGUCAGCAGAUGAUGACAUUCCCUUAUCACACACUGUAGGCGAGAGAGAGCCAAUGCUGAAUGGUGAUGAAGAUUGUGGAAACGAAGGAAGAGUGAUAUAUGAUAGUGACAAUAGUCCGCAUCUGUCGGGAGGAGGAAGUAAGCGAUCCUCUGGUCUCAGGUCCAAGCUGGCAGGAUUCUCACUGAAUGGACUCAAAAGGGAGAGUCAUGUUUGAACAUCCUUUGUGUAGAUAAUUUGCCAACUGCAGUAUAUAUAGAAAUUUAUGAGAAAGAGACCAUAUAUAAGUGGAAUCUAUGACAGGAAUGACUGAAAAUCAUGGGACCAUCCAUAAAUAGCAAGUUAAUUGCCUAAUAAUCAGACAUUGAGAGAAUAUAUAGAAAUUUUAUUGUAUUUAUAGAAAGAACUAUAUACUAAAUUGAAUACAACACUUCUAACAGUGGAAGGAAAAUUAACGACGUUAUUGGAUGACCAUAAAUUUCUGUAAUUGUUAAAGAUCUUUUUGAAACAAGAAAUCAGUUUUAUGCAAGAA